Messenger RNA from Penicillium longicatenatum, 999 nucleotides. RefSeq lists its product as uncharacterized. The record is from RefSeq and is a predicted model, not a curated record. The coding region runs from base 1 to 999 and encodes 332 amino acids. Gene Ontology annotation, molecular function: transcription coregulator activity. Gene Ontology annotation, biological process: regulation of transcription by RNA polymerase II. Lineage: Eukaryota; Fungi; Ascomycota; Eurotiomycetes; Eurotiales; Aspergillaceae. Gene Ontology annotation, cellular component: mediator complex. The transcript has 2 exons.
AUGCCAAUCACAGGUGUCUACUUUAUACCCUCACACCCAAAUUCCUCAACAGCUCUGGGAACAAUCACCGAGCGCCUCCGCUCCGCCUACCCAGAUGAAGAACUCAUCCCCUUGGGCCGCUGGGCCCUAGAACAAAAACUAAUGAGAGACACCCCAAGUCUCAUUCCCGCAUCAGCAAAUCCCUCAGCAGAAAAGCCGCGCUAUAUGCAAUUCCUCUCGUUAACCCAUUACCCCACCCACGGCUUCAUCUAUACAUCCGAACCACCAGAGAAGCCUUUCCAUCCCCCACAUGCACCGGCCGGUGCAAGCCCAAGCCCUGUACCAAGCUCGGCGCCCAUGGCUCAAUCUCCAUCCCAACCUUUAUCGCAGUCAACUAGUAAUAGCAAUAGCUUCACCGCGUCGUCGGACUCACCGCCUAUGAUCAUGACUGUUCUCCCAAUGUCGUCUUUCGGUAUGCUCUUCCAGCAUUUUACUUAUGCGUGUCAGCCCUUCUGGGCGCAUCGGUUGACCGUCGCUGUGCCCAAUGGUGUUAUUUAUGACGUGGGUGAUUUCCGGGUGCGAUUGGGUGAUGUGCGGCAAACGUUCCCGAUCGCGCGGCCGCGUGGUACAGUUAUUGAGAUUGAGUGGCGGGGUCCGACUGUCGUGGACUCUGUUGCUUCUGCUCAUUUGGGUGCUCAGAGUGCUCAGAGUACAGAUGAGCAGGAUUCAGACUCUGGGAUUGAUGUGGAUUUCUUGGUUGAGGAGUCGGAUGUGGAUGCGGAAUAUGCAGCUACCGCGGCUUUGAUUCGUGAAUUCUGGGGGAGACUUGGUGUUGAGGGGGCAAGAGAGGCUAUUCUUGUUCCUGGGGUUGGAAAGGAAAUUAAGGAUCGGCUGAAGAAGCGGAGGGCUGCGAAGAUGAAGAAUGAUCAGGGCUCCGGGGCUGUUGGAGAGAAUGAAGCGGAUAUGAAUGGAGCGGAUGUUGCGAGGCAAUAUAUGGAGGUUUUGCGGUUUAAUCGGUAG